AAUGUUGUAAAUACUUACCGAAAUUUAUUUACAAUACAAUACCUGUAUUAUUUUCAAAACGUUAAAUUAUAUUUCUGCUUUCUGGUAAACAUGGAUAAAUUAAGAUUUCAUAUAGUGGACUAUGUUGUUAUGGCAUUGUUUCUUGUUAUUUCAACUAUAAUUGGAAUAUAUUACGGGUUUUUUAAGCAGCAAUCGACAACAGAAGAGUACCUUCUUGGUGGACGCCGAAUGCAUCUAUUUCCGGUAGCGUUAUCGUUAUUGGUGACGUAUCAGUCUGCGAUAUCUGUUCUAGGAGUUCCGGUCGAAGUUUAUCUGCACAACAUGAUGUUUUUAUACCUUUACUUUGCAAUUUGCCUUGGAUAUUUAAUACAAGCACUUUUAAUAGUUCCACUUGUUUACCCGCUUAGGUUAACAAGUACAUACGAGUAUCUAGGGCAACGAUUUCAGUCUCGAUCAGUUCAGCUGCUUGGUACUGUUAUUGGAAUGUUACAAACACUUCUGUAUAUGAGUAUAGUCCUUCUAGCUCCAGCACUUGCUCUAGAAGCAGUUGCUGGGGUUCCGCUAUGGUUGUCUGUCAUUAUCAUUGGUGCCAUUGGUACCAAUUUUUUACAUCCUUUUUUUGGGAAAAUUAAAACUUUUUACAGAAUGCACGAACUAUACUACUUUUUACAAAGCAUCAAUUGUUUAUUUAAGGGUGGACUGAGAACAGUAAUAUGGACGGACGUGUUCCAGUUUGUAGUUCUGUACGGCGGUCUUAUGGUAAUAUUAGUUAUGGGUGGAAUAAAAGUCGGAGGUUUCACAAAAAUAUUUGAACUCGCGUACGAAGGGGAGAGAACUGCAUUCAAUAAAAUGAGUGGAGAUCCGAGAGUACGACAUACUGUAGUUGGACUAUUGAUUGGCGGGAUAUUUCAAUGGUUACCAAACUGUUGUAAUCAGCCGGCUGUACAAAGAAUUUGCUCUAUGAGGUCUGAAAGAGAUGCAAAAAUAUCGACUUAUUUGACAAUUCCACUGAUGUUAGUGUAUGGUGUUAUCCUAACUAUCACCGGGUUGUUGUUGUAUGCUUACUUCGUGAAUGAACAGUGCUGUCCUAUUGAGUCUGGAAAAGUUGGAAACGCGAACCAAUUGAUGCCAUAUUUUGUGAUGCACGUGCUAAACGACGUCCCCGGCCUUGGGGGAAUAUUUAUAGCCGCUUUAUUCAGCGGUGCAUUAAGUUCGUUGUCGUCAGGGAUCAACUCUAUGUCAGCCAACACGCUACAAGAUAUCCUUGUUAACUGUCUAGAGAAUGUGACACAGCAAAGAAAAACAAUGAUUGCUAAAGUGAUUGUGUUGGCAUAUGGUGUUCUAGCAGUUAUAUUGGCGUAUAUGGCACGUAAUCUCUCUGGCCCAGUAUCACAGAUGGCGCUUUCAGCAUUCGGAUCAGCAGGUGGUCCUGUAGUUGGAAUAUUUUUUCUAGGAGCAAUGUUUCCUCAAGCUAAUUGGAUUUACAAUACGUCACAUAUGACGCAGACAUCAGCGUUUAUGUCCACUACUGUAAGUACACCUACAUCAGAUGGGCAUUUUCCCCUGUACGACAUGUCCUACGCAUAUUUCGGUUUGUUUGGAUUCCUUUUAACAAUGGUGAUUGGUCUGGUUGUAAGUUUCCUAUCAGGAAGAAAUAAAUGCCAGGACAUUGAAGCAAAGUAUAUUUUUCCGUACUUCAGAGAUUUCUGGAAAUUGGAAAACAAAGAAAUACCGUCGUCAAUUCCAGGUUCAUACACGUUCGAAUUCAAGGAAAAUGGAAAGCAACAAGACGACGGCGAUUUAAAGGCUGAGCUUGAAAAGUUAAAUACAAUUGAGAUUGAAGUGAAGAAAGAACACUCUCCUUAAUCUCUCAUUUGUUUCUUACUCUGUUUUGACAUUUUAAUACAAGUUGCAUUUUUUAUCAAUUCUUGGUCGACUCAAAUUUUAAAAUAAAUUUUCAAGUCUCAGACGGUGUAGUAUAAGCGUUGCAAUGAAGUUUAAUAACAUAACUUUGCUCCUUCUUGAAAAUGAUGUCAUUUUUGCAACACAAGGUGUACGUACUUUCAAUGCCUAUAAAAUAAGCUGUUUAUUUGCAUAUGACGCCAUGAUUGUUACUAAAUAUCAUGCAAUGGUAUUAUAUGAUGCAAACAUAAAAAAAUGAGAGUUCGCAAUAAAACUUCAAUUUUUAGCAGCUUUUUAUUGGAACUUUCAUAUGUGUCAUCAUUCGGUGCAAUGGUUAUUGUUGACAGUGUUUACAAAAAUAAUUAUAUUUAUUUUUUUAAUAAGAGAAAUUCAUUUAGGAAAUUAAGAUAUUUCGGAAUAAGACUGCCUCACAAAUUUCCUGAUGAAAUUAAACUAUGUAUAC
Molecule: messenger RNA, 2365 nt
Organism: Ruditapes philippinarum (Manila clam)
Lineage: Eukaryota; Metazoa; Mollusca; Bivalvia; Venerida; Veneridae
Product: sodium-dependent multivitamin transporter-like
Exons: 16
Coding region: 91-1866 (591 amino acids)
Biological process (GO): transmembrane transport; sodium ion transport
Cellular component (GO): membrane
Molecular function (GO): symporter activity
Source: RefSeq, a predicted model, not a curated record